AAUGUCGCGUCGGAGCACCGCGUCGACGGUUGUUCAAAGUCGGUGCAUUCUGCCGCGUGCAAAUAGCGCGUAAUAAGCGUUUCGCUGUGGGAGUGAGAGUGCAAGUACGUUCUGCGAUAACUCUAUGUGCGUUUGUUCGCGAUAAAUCUUCAAGCGGAGCUUAUCAUCGUGACUGGGUCGUUUCAGUCGUUUGCGGUUCGACAGAACUCCCAUUUUCUCUCGGUCGCCGCCUCGCCCAGUAAAUUACAGACUACAGAAACCAACAUGCCGACCUACAAGCUGACGUACUUUAAUAUAACCGGUCUCGCGGAGCCAAUCAGAUAUAUGUUUCAUUAUGCCGGCAUUAAAUUCGAGGAUGCUCGACUCGAAUCUCAAGAUUGGUCGAAAUGUAAAACAGACAUGCCGCUGGGCCAGGUACCGGUUUUGGAGAUCGACGGCAAGAAGUAUCACCAAUCUAAAGCCAUCGGCCGCUACGUCGCCAAGAAGUGCAAUCUCUAUAGCUCCGACGAAAUCGAGGCCCUCGAGAUCGACGCCACGGUCGACUCACUCGACGACAUGAGACAAGCUAUGAGCGUGUACCACCACGAGAAAGACCCCGCCGUGAAAGAGAAGAUGAAGAAGACCACCUUCGAAAAACUAUCCUUCUUCCUCGACAAGUUGGAGGAGCAGGUGAAGAAAAACGGCGGCCACUUCGUGCGCGGCAAGCUCACCUGGCCGGACGUCAUAUACGCGGCGUACGUCAGACGUAUAAGUGAGUUUACGCAGAAGGAGAUCACCAAGGAUCACCCGGAGCUGAAAAAGCUGGUGGACAAGGUGGACGCUAUUCCCAGCAUCAAAGCCUACCUCGACAAGCGGCCCAAGACGGAGUUUCAUCGCGACAAUUUGCAUUUUCACGUAAUCGUGCGCUUCUUUGCAGAAAACAUGCCGACUUACAAGCUGACGUACUUCAACGUAACCGGCCUCGCGGAGCCGACCAGAUACAUGUUCCAUCACGCCGGCAUCAAAUACGAAGAUGUUCUAUUAACUCUUGACGACUGGCCAAAGUACAAAGAACAAAUGCCGCUGGGCCAGGCACCGGUUCUGGAGAUCGACGGCAAAAAGUACAACCAGUCUAAAGCGAUCGCCCGCUACGUUGCCAAGAAGUGCAAUCUCUACAGCUCCGAUGAUGUCGAGGCGCUCGAGAUCGACGGUGCGGUCGACUCCAUAGAGGAUAUUAGACUACCCUUGGGCCAAUACUACUGGGAGAAGGACCCCGCCUUGAAGGAGAACCUGAAGCAGACUGCGUUCGAAAAAUUGCCCAAUUUUCUCAACAAAUUCGAAGAGCGAGUUAAGAAGAAUGGCGGCCACUUUGUCCAUGGCAAGCUGACGUGGGCGGACAUGAUGUGGGCGGCGUACGCGAACAUGCUGAGUACGUUCGCGGCGAAGGACAUCCACAAGGAUUAUCCGGAACUGAAGAAACUGGUGGACAAAGUGAACGGCCUUCCCAACAUCAAAGCUUACCUCGAGAAGCGUUCCAAGAUGCUGUUUUGAGCCAAAGCGAUCCGCAACUUUUCGUAUCUGCCAUCCUUGAUUUCGAGUUUACUCUCGUAUGAGGCCGUCGACGAAUUUCCGCCGCCACGACGUCCUGUGAGAAAAGACGGCACGCUUUGACCAUGUAAUCCGAAGUAACCUUCGUUCGCAGCGGGACCAGCGCCAACAUCGCUGCAUGAGAAAUGUAAAACGUGUAACUUGAUCGAAUUACAUCGAGUCAAAAUGGCGUUAGAUUA
Messenger RNA from Harpegnathos saltator (Jerdon's jumping ant), 1766 nucleotides. RefSeq lists its product as uncharacterized. Gene Ontology annotation, molecular function: glutathione transferase activity. NCBI's taxonomy places the organism in Eukaryota, Metazoa, Arthropoda, Insecta, Hymenoptera, Formicidae. Gene Ontology annotation, biological process: glutathione metabolic process. The transcript is spliced from 9 exons. The record is from RefSeq and is a predicted model, not a curated record. Bases 265 to 1530 code for a protein of 421 amino acids.